Messenger RNA from Wasmannia auropunctata (little fire ant), 1899 nucleotides. RefSeq lists its product as uncharacterized. The record is from RefSeq and is a predicted model, not a curated record. Gene Ontology annotation, molecular function: nucleic acid binding; zinc ion binding. Lineage: Eukaryota; Metazoa; Arthropoda; Insecta; Hymenoptera; Formicidae. The transcript has 2 exons. Bases 1 to 1899 code for a protein of 632 amino acids.
AUGCCGAACGAUGGAAGACCCCCGGUGUCGGAAUCAUCGGCGAGCGGGAAUACUGGUACUCCUACAGGAUCGAUAACGGGGCAUAUUCCUGGAUACAACAUGAUAAAUGUUGAUUUUUUCGACUCGAAACAGCAGACCUUUUUGAGAUGGCUGCAACGGUUGGAAGGAGCCUUUCGAGUAUUUCGAAUCCAGGAAGGUGAAGAGAAGGUCGCUUAUUUACUACACUUUAUUGGUGUAGAAGCAUUUGGAAACCUUUGCGACCGUUUAGAUCCAGAAGAUCCAUACCAAUUAGCAUAUGCUGACCUGGUAAAUAAAUUAAAAGAAUAUUACGCCCCGGAACCAUUGGGGAUCGCAGAAAUUUAUAUUUUCCGGAAAAGGCUACAACAACCUGAAGAAAGCGUCCAAGAGUAUAUGGCAGCAUUACAGAAGCUGUCAUUACACUGCAAAUUUGGGGAAUAUCUCAAAACGGAACUUCGCAAUCAGUUUGUUUUUGGAUUGCGAAACCAACGAAUACAAGGACGGUUGUUGGAAACAGCGAACUUAACUAUGGAAUCAGCCUUGAAGACAGUCAGCGGAAUGGAGUUGGCGGAAAAGGGCGUUAGCGAGCUCAAAACAGAGGCCGCAGUUGCGGUGGAUUUCGUCGGAGCGGGUGCUAAGGCGGUCAAGAAGACGGCGGACAAGGAGGCCAAAUCGAAGGGACAACACAAAAAUUAUAAAUACGGGAAAAAUAAUUUUACUAGUGGAAGCAACCAUCUGGCGCCUAAUUGCACUCUGCCUCGACACGUAAAAUGUCAUGAGUGUGGAGGUUUAGGACACUUGCAAAAAGUAUGCAAAAAGAAAAAUCAAACGCGGUUAUUGGAAGAAAUGUACAAAUUAGAGCAAAUGGAACAUGCACAUCUAAGAGAUAAGUUCACGGUCUCUCUUCACCUGGAAAAUAAGAAAGUCGCUUUUGAGGUCGACUGGGGUGCGGCAGUUACACUGGUAAGCGAACAGUGGAUACAACGCGAAUUUCCGCGAUUAAAGUUACAUAAAACGGAAUUAAGACUACGCUCAUACUGUAAAAAACAUUUUGCGCCAUUGGGAUAUGUAAGAGUUCGAGUUUGUGACGUAGAUAGAGUACGCGAAUUGAAUAUGUACGUAGUUAGAUAUAAUCGAGAUCCUUUAUUAGGACGGGAAUGGAUUAACCAGUUAAAAUUAUUGGAGAAGGUUAAAUCCAGUUUAAAUGAAAUGGAAGACAUUAAAUCACUCGAAGUCAGCGGACAAGAUCUAUUAGAUAAACUGUUUAAGAAAUAUCCUAAUGUAGUAAGCGAAGAAUUUUCGUUCAUACAGCAUGUGGAAGCACACUUAAAGGUGAAAGAUAAUGCAAAACCGGUAUUUUUAAAAAGUCGAGCAGUUUCAUUUAAGUUAAAAGAAAAAAUAGAAGUAGAAUUAGACAACAUGGUUAAAUCGGGAAUUUUAGAAAAAGUAGAAUCAUCAAAAUGGGCUACGCCUAUCGUGCCGGUAUUAAAAAAGAACGGACAGAUCCGAAUCUGCGGUGAUUUUAGCGUCACGGUUAACCCACUAUUAAUUGUGGACGAACAUCCCUUACCUACUAUCGAAGAACUGUUUGCGUCUAUGGCCGGUGGAAAAUUAUUUUCAAAAAUUGAUUUAAAGCAAGCGUAUUUGCAAUUAUUAUUAGCCGAAUCGGAUAGAGAAAUGUUAACCUUAAAUACACAUAAGGGGUUAUACAAAUGCAAUCGGUUAAUGUACGGAGUGGCAUCGGCACCGGCGAUAUGGCAACGAACAAUAGAAAAUAUUUUAAACGGAAUUCCAGGAACUGCGGUAUUUUUAGACGAUAUAAGAGUUUCAGGGAAGAAUCUGGAAGAACAUAUGAAAAGAUUGGAAUUAGUUUUGAAUUGA